This is a messenger RNA of Podarcis muralis (Common wall lizard), 5463 nucleotides long. RefSeq names its product KIAA1210 ortholog. NCBI's taxonomy places the organism in Eukaryota, Metazoa, Chordata, Lepidosauria, Squamata, Lacertidae. The record is from RefSeq and is a predicted model, not a curated record.
CGAGAUGCUGUGGUUUUGUAGAGUUUGAGAGAGACAGAGACAGGAAAGGGGAGAGUUAACAAUUCUUACCCAUGUAUGGAACAAGCACAACCUUCUUUGAAUCCUGUUAAGCAGAGCCCGUGGGCCUCAGAUCAGGAACUUUAUCUGGCUAGUAAUCUAUAGGCACGCUGGCUUUCGAGUUGGUGUGAGGGAAAGCCGGAUGCUAAGUGCUUAGUUCUGAUAGAAGGAAGCAUCGUUAUAUGCACGUGAGGAGUUAUUAAAUAUACACUCACGCUGACUGUCUAUGAGAUACCAUGGCUGCGUUCUACAGCUGUCUGAACUUUAAAAGGUGUGGUCGCUGGUCUGUGAGAUCUCAAUCAGAAUGCCGAAAUAGAAAUUUCAGAGAGACUGUCAUGGCGACUGGAGUGUAUGAGAUAGAGCCAUGUGAGGUUGAAGAGACAGAGGAAGAAUGUUCAAAGAAGAAGAGAUCAAGGUUUCAGACUUUUAAGAACUUUUUCUCCAAGAAGAAGAAAAACAAGGAGCAGCCGUCCUCCCUGGGAGAAAUAAAAUUAAAGCCAAGUCAAUCCAGUAGUGAUGUCAGCAUCCGAAACCUUGAUUCCUGCAUACUCCAUUUGCCAAUAGAGCCUGGAUCCAAAGGGAACAUGGGAAACAAAGCCUUAUCUCAUGACAGUGUUUUCACAGUGUCCUCUCCAGAAACCUUUCCAGGGAAGGUGAAAGCUUUGCAGCUUCAGUUACAGCCAAACCUCGUGUUUCGAUCGCCACCGCUUGUUAUCCCCAGCAAGAGAAUGGAAGAGGUGGGUGGCAUUUCAGAAGACGAUGGCUUACCCAGAAGUCCUAAGGGAAUUUCCACCCUCCAUGAUGUUCUGAUUUGUUCUACGAACAAGUCCUCAAUCCCUGCCCAGCGCUAUAACUCUUUGAGUUUAGGUGGCACAGACAGUGAAGAUGACCAGGUCACCUCAGAAUCCGCCUCCAGACCCCUUAGCCCACAACCCUCUGCAGUUGUUGGGAGUCCUGCCUUGCCAUACAGCCACUUGCUUCCUGUUGAUUUCAGCCGUCCACCCACUCCGCUGGGCUGCCUUGACACAUCAGCAGCCAAGCACAAGAUUGCAAUAAACCCGCGGAAGCAGAAAGCCUUCACUCACAAAAACCAAACUAUUUCAGUAAAAGAGGUGGCAAAACAGCAAGGCCUUCUCAAACCCAGAGAAGGAAAACCAGACCAUGAAAAAUUACUUGAAGAAGAUGGUAGAAAAAAGGAGGGCUUGGCAGGCCUAUCAAUCCAGAAUACCAGUAACUUAAAUGGGAGUCAAACUAAUGAUGCAUUAUCCAUGACAAGGGCCUCUGAUGCUUUGCAUUAUUCUUGGAAUGCUGGCCCUGGUGCUGAGGAGAAUUGCAGAUUAGAAUCUGAGAACCAGAACCGUAUGGAAACAGAUCUCCAGGCUUCUGUAACAGUGCCCUGUCCAAAUGCACUGUCCUCUCUAACAAAGCACAAAGAAGAAGAGAUGGAGGAGGAAGGGGUGAAAACAACUGGGCAACCAACUGAUAAUGUCACGUCGAACUCACAGAGCUCCGUGAAAGAGAUCAUUGAGAAAUUUGAACCUUUGCAGACUGAAACAGAAGAUGUUAGAUGCUUAGAUGCUGCCUUGCCUGGGAAUAGCAUGGAUAAGGACCCUGAUGCAGCAGAAGAGUGUCGCAACAUACCUUGCCUACAACCUGUAGAUCAAAAAGCAAAAGACUCCAUUGAUGGCAGUGAUGCAAUACAUAUUUAUAAAGCAGAAGAUAGACUUGGUGACAGGGACAGCUUGAUCACGCUUCAGGAAGACCCUGCACUGCAUGGUCCACAGUUUUCUGCAUCCACUAUGGAGGCUCCCACAGAAGCAGAGAAGGCCAUAGCCUCAGCCCUUGAAAAACAUCAGAUACCCAAAGAAGUUACAGGAGAACGGUCUGCAGAUAUGGAAAUUCAACUGUGCAAAGGCCACACAAAGCCAACAGCCUUUCCACAGGGAGGACCAGCCAUCUUAGAUUCCCAAGUAGAUGAGCUUCCACUUCACAGUGCCGUGGGUGAGAAACCUACCCACCCAAAUGAACCUUAUUGUUCUGAUUUGAACAGCAGCCGAGGCGGGCAAGAGGAUGCCAGCUUUAGAAACCUGAGCAACCCUUCUCUGGUAGGUCUGUCCUCUGCAGGAUCCCCCAAGGUUGCUCCUAAAAGUAGCUGUUCUGAUGACAAGGCUGGAGACUUACCAGGAAGUGUGAAAAUGGAAGAAAGCAAAGGUCCAGAUGAGAUUUCCAAGGCCCACCCAAAGUCCACUUCUGCGAAGCCUGCCAGGUUCACCAUUGCAUCAGCCUGGCAGAGGUCUCUUUCGGGGAGCUCGAGUUCCAUGGAUAGUUCCUGCCCUGGAAGCACCCCUUCUUCACCCAUAAGACCAGAGUUGUUUGAAGGAAUGCCCCACUUGGAUACAGCCACAGAGGGAUAUAUAGUAAGGAGCCCAGAGUGUCUUGACAAGGGUAAUGGGACUGUUGGCGCCAACUUAAAUAUUGUAAAUGAAUGGCCAAAAGAAAAUGUGCUUGACUGUGAGAGCCCAUUUGGGGUUAAGCUGAGGAGAACACCCUCUCUAUUGAAAUACCGAACCCAGCAGAAGCAUCACGAGCCUGCAAAGCAACUGACACCUGUGGUUCCAGGAACCUCUUCUACUUUGGUCAAAGAAGAUCUGAUGCCAUCAAGUUCUGGGAAGCCUCCCCAAAAUCUGACAGGUGGCACUCAAGCUUCGGUUCCAAAACCCAUCUUCCAAAAGGAGAACCACCCCAUCAAAGCCAUCAAACCUGACGAAGAUGAAGCCAAGCAGCAGAUAGGCAAGCUCUCAGGGCAAACCCCGGCCCCACAUCUGGAAAGCACAUCCUCUGAACCAGCAUGGAUUCUGAUGGCAAAACUAAAGCAGAAAGGCUUCCAGGGUCACCCUCUUGCGAAAGAACAGACAUGGGAGGAUAAAACCUCUGCCAAAACUGAACAAGGAGGGGAGAAGCGCAGCAGCAUUUCUCAGCAGGAAAAGAUGGAACAGUCCUGCCGUGGUAAAUCUUUGUUUAGGAAGCCAGAAGCCAGUGCCAAGUCUGCACUCCCCUUUGAUGCUUCAACCCUGCAAACAAAUUUUACCAGUGAGAAUAUAUUGAAGAAGACCAGUGCUCCUCAAGUACGUGCACUUGAGAGUAAAACCCCGUUGAAGAUGGCUCCAGCAGCUAUAAAAGCAACAUCUGUUAGAACAAAGCCUCAGGAAGCCCCUCAAAUGGAAAAGGAAACGAGGCCAUUGCCAAGCCUACCGAUGUCAUCGUGCAGCCCUGCUGAGCCACCUUGGCUUUCUCUGGCCAGGAAAAAGGCCAAAGCAUGGAGUGAAAUGCCUCAGAUUGUUCAGUAGCCAUUCGGAAGAACUGUCUACACUGCCAAUAGCUGCAUUAAUAGCAUAUACUAAUGUUUUCACUGUGAUCAUUUAUUGAGGGUUUGGAGGGAUGAUGGGAAGCACUGGUGAAUUGGGGGGGGCGUAAUUUCUACCACACAUUUAAUACGAAGGUAACCAUUGGAAUUAUUAAUACACUGGGUGCUUUUCACUGUAAGACAAUAAUUGCUCCAGGAAUCUUUGGCCAUAUGUUACAGUAUCAGUGUUAAGGUCAAAGACUCUGCUGAGGACCUUGAAGGUGGUUACACAUUUCCCAUUAAAAAAAAGCCACCUGAGACACAGUAUUCCUGCACUGGGUGGAAAAUAUUGUGCUGGUAUUUCUGGCUUUUCUGUUUUCUGCCAAAAAGACUGAAACCCUAAGCAGGCCCUGGUUUGCCAGUGGCUGAUGGUGAGGCUACAAAGAUGGUGGCUGUGUUCUGUUCUUCAAAUAGUGAACUUAGUUUUCUAACAGCAAGUGCAACACCAGUGCCUGCUUUGAUAGUAACCAAAGACAUCUCUCACACACAGACUUCCUAUUGUAUGGGAGAUAUGGUUGUGCAAGGAGACGGAUUGUACCGAUUUUCCAGAUGUUUAGAGUCAGUCCAAAGUACUUGUCGCUCAAUAGAAGAGGUACCCAAUGUGAUGCUCUCAAGAUGCUGGAGUACAGCUCAAUCCACCCUGACAAGUGGGACCAUUGGUAAAAGAUGUUGGAAGUUGUAGUCCUAGCAUCAUCUGGAGGUCAUCAUAUUGACUGCCCUUGUGUGGAGACCCAAUGGCAAUUCAUGGUAACCCUUUCAACUCCAUUUCCCCCAAACAUCUACUGCUGCCCAGCCUAGUUUUUACCUACGCAGGCAGCAGAAUAGCAGCCAUGACUUCAAGGUGUGUUUAUUUGUGGGAAAGGGCACAACUGGAUAGUGCUGCUCUUGGCAAUGGAUGAUUGCCAGUAAAAUAGCACUUGAUUCAAUCAUUCAGGAAUGUCCGCAUGCCUGUCCAGAACUGUCUGCAAAUACAACAAAUCUAGUUUAAUAUUUUUUUCAGGCUUUGGCAUAGAUGUCUGAACCAGUUAUGCAGUGUAAAGAGCAUACGUAACACCAAGCAGAGUUGAGUUUUCUGGCUGAGCAUACUUGGAAUCUGAAUCUGCUGCAGCCCCUCAGAUCUUCCAAAGCAUCUUGUCGCUGGCGAUGGAUGAAGUGGAUAGGUUGUUUCUGUUCCCUUCCAAGGAAAACAGGAAGCCUUAUAGUUGCUCAGGUCUUCCCCUGUUCCUUAUGACCCUUUUGAGCCCCAGUCCAAGAAACUGGCUGUGAAAUUCUAACUUGGGAUCAACCUCCGAUACCAGACUUUGCUAACCUGGUGCCCUUCAGAUGUUUUGAACUACAACUCCCAGCAGCUCCAGUUAGCACAUGCUGGCUAAGGCUGAUGGGGCUUGUAGUUCAAAACACCUGGAAGGCACCAGGUUGGCAAAGGCUGCUCUACACAUAAUGAUGUCUUCCUUUUGCACUAGGUAUUUAAAGCAGUAUCAUACCACUUUAAACAGCAGUGGCUUCCCCAAAGAAUCCUGGUAACUUUGCCAUGGGUACUGAGAGUUGACCCCUGUUCCCAUCACAGUGCUACAGUUCCCAAUCAGUCCUUCUUCCCAAGGAAUGCUAGGAAUUGUAGCUCUCUGAGGGUUUCCUAACAAAUCUCAGUGCCCUAAACAAACCACAUCUUUCAGAAUUCUUUGGGGGAAGCCAUGACGCUUUAAAGUGGUAUGAUACUACUUUAAUAGUAUAGUGCUGGUGGGCUAUUGUCUUGGAAUGCUGUCCUGCCAUUCCUGAUCCUCUUCUUCUAUGUAAAGGAUACACAAAUCAAUACAUUCCUGGUUUCUGUUCAGUUCUUUAUUCUUUAUUGUUUAUUCUUUAAAAAAGAAAGAAAGAAAUGUCUCUUUUGAAAUGUAUGGAAUGUAUAUAUGUUUUUGUAAUCCUUGCCUUUCUGGAGCACAUUUUCUUUUUUUGUAUUUUGUUCCCACACUUUGUUUACUAUUAAAUUCUUUUGUCACAAUUGA